This is a messenger RNA of Apiotrichum porosum, 819 nucleotides long. RefSeq lists its product as uncharacterized. The record is from RefSeq and is a predicted model, not a curated record. Gene Ontology annotation, cellular component: nucleus. NCBI's taxonomy places the organism in Eukaryota, Fungi, Basidiomycota, Tremellomycetes, Trichosporonales, Trichosporonaceae. Gene Ontology annotation, biological process: mRNA splicing, via spliceosome; maintenance of RNA location. Bases 1 to 819 code for a protein of 272 amino acids. Gene Ontology annotation, molecular function: mRNA binding; protein binding. The transcript has 4 exons.
AUGCCCAGAGACAGCCCACCACACUCACGACAGCGGUCCCGCUCACCACGGAGAGAUCGCGACAGGCCACGCGAAUACGACAGGCGCUCACCCCGGCGCCGCUCGCCGGAUCGUGAGCGCGAGCGCGGAGACCGUGGUGAACGUGGUGAACGUGGUGACCGAGGAGACCGUGACCGUGGUGACCGUGAUCGCGACCGCCGCGAUGGCACAGACAGGCGUCGCGAUGACACCUACAGCUCGCGCGGGAGGGAUGAAGGGUACUCGGCAAGAGACCGCGAGAAGGAGCGUGAUGGAGACAGGAAGCGGUUUGACGAGGACACCGGUGGCGAGGUCGCCCGCGCGCCGUCCCCCAUCAAGCCCAACUUUGGCAACUCGGGCCUGCUCGCCAAGGAGGCCAACACGGUCAAGGGCGUGGCGAUGAAGUACCACGAGCCGCCCGAGGCGCGCAAGCCGGUUCAGAACUGGCGGCUGUACGUCUUCAAGGGAGACGAGCAGGUCGACCUCAUCCACAUCUACCGCCAGAGCUGCUACCUCGUGGGCCGCGACACCGUCGUGACCGACAUUCCCAUCGCGCACCCCAGCUGCUCGAAGCAGCAUGCCGCCAUCCAGUUCCGCCAGAUCACCAAGCGCAACGAGUUUGGCGACCAAAAGUCCGAGGUCAAGCCGUUUGUCAUCGACCUCGACUCGACAAACGGCACCUAUGUGAAUGGCGAGGAGAUUCCAAAGUCGCGCUACUAUGAGCUGCGCGCCAGCGACGUGCUCAAGUUUGGAACGUCGUCCCGAGAGUAUGUGCUCCUGCACGAGGAUGCUGGCAAGUAG